CACCAAAGCCAAGAAGAAGGCGGUCGAAGGCAAGAAGCCUGUAGCUAAAGGUGCGAACGAAAACAAGGAACCUACGGUUACCAUGUCCUCUCCCGAGGAAGAGGUCGCCAUGGAAACCCAGAGCAGCAACGGCGUCGUCUCGACCAACGAGAUCACAGCUGAACCCAAACCAGUUCUAACUGAGGUCACACAACAGGGUAGUGGUGUCAUUACAGCGGUCAAUGAAACCAUGAUGACCGUGACCGCAACAGAACCAAGUCAAGUCAACAUGGAACCUGUUGACCCGAUGACAACCAACAACGGCCAAAGCCAAAACGUUGCUGUCAUAGCCGCUAAACGGGAUUGCAAGAAUGGAGAAACCAUAGCAACCGCUACCAAUCACGCUGUUACCAACAAUGUUGACGUUAAUGAUGUCAUCAAUCCCGUCGACUCUGACAGUGUUGCUGCUUCUGUACCAGCACAAACACCGGUAACUUCAGCCUCUGUCCCCGUAGCUCUCCCGGUGUCGGUAAAAGGUGAAGACAAACCGUUAGACUUCCCAACGGUAACUCAGGAGAUCCUCAAGGCCCUGGAGGCAGCAGUGCACCAACACCGCAUGGAGAGACUAGCUGAGGAACAAGGACAGAACCAGACACAGGACCAGGGAGAGGGGUGCCAGGCCAAGCCUCUAUCCGACAAGAAGAGCCCCGUAGCUGGGGAGAAGGGGGAGACCAAGACCCCGGCUGGAGAACUGAACCAGGCCCCAGCUCAACCAGAGAAGAAGACCGUGACGCCAACGCAGACUCAAAAAGAGGAGAAAAAUAGACCUGCGGUUUUCGACAAGAAAAAAAAGCCACAACCUGUGAAGUCACAGACAGAUAAAAAGCCUCCAACCACACCAGCUAAGAAGACCACAACACAGACAGAAGGAGCAAAGAAACCACCUUCAGGCUCUGGACAACCAGAGAAGAACCAGGGGAAGUCCGAAGGCUAUGGAGGAAGAGGCCGGCGCGGGGACCAUUCUUCCCCAGAAAGGAUAGACUCUUCCAGGCAUAGAAGCAGGCGGGCGGCCUCCGAGGAAGAGCAGGGUCCUCCGACGUCGAGACACGGCAACUCCUCUAGCUCCUCUUCUGGCUUCCGCAGGAACAGCAGACGGGACGGCAGCCCCGCCAAGAAGAAGGGGAGGAGAGGGGAGGAGGGGAGGCGCAAAGUAAGAGGAGGAGGGUAGGGGGAGGAGCAGAGAGGAACAAAGUAGGAGAAGGAGGGUAGGGGGAGGAGCAGAGAGGAACAAAGUAGGAGAAGGAGGGUAGGGGGAGGAGCAGAGAGGAACAAAGUAGGAGAAGGAGGGUAGGGGGAGGAGCAGAGAGGAACAAAGUAGGAGAAGGAGGGUAGGGGGAGGAGCAGAGAGGAACAAAGUAAGAGGAGGAGGGUAGGGGGAGGAGCAGAGAGGAACAAAGUAGGAGAAGGAGAAAUCAGGAGUGAUGGUGGAUGUAUUUUUUAUAUUCAGAUUAUAUCCUUAAGUGCAGGUAUUGUUAAAAGUCUAAAUGAGGUGUUGACAUGAUUUCUUUCUAUUGCUGAGAUGUAAUGUUUCUGUUUGUCCCACAGAGCCACAGCAGUAAAACGAACCAGUCCUCUAGGAGUGAGUCUAGAUAUAAGGACGCUCCAGAGAGAAAGGUGAGCAUAAGAUUUAUAAAAAUACACCAUUCAAAUAGUAAUGUACAGAGUCCAAACGACUGCAAUCUGUUGUAGCAAGCUGUUGGAUUUGGUUUUCAUUUACGCAUUGCUCUCUUACAUACAUCUGAUUCAAACUACAGCACUUCUGUUGAACUUGGCGGAAUAACGAUCGAUUGAUUAAUUCAAUGGAUUCACCAUCCUCUCAUACCACAGGGUACCGGCUACGUGGCGGAUGAGUUCACGUCUGACGUCGUCCCAGGUGAAGCCAACCCCUUCGACCUGGACCAGUUCAACACGGAUGAGUUUGUCACCGUGGACGAGGUGGAAGGGGACGAGGCUGACAACACCAUCCCACCAGAGCCAUCAUCUCCAUCACACAAGACCCAAGGUAGGGCCUCGGAAAGGUCGGAACGAUCGUCCAAACGCAAGAGGGGUACCCCAGAUACCCCAACUUCUACUAGGAAAUGUAGCCGGGAGCAGGAGAAAGAGACACCUCCAUCCAAAAGCACUCCCACCCCCUCCUCUUCUACCUCUACCCCCCCUGGCCAGAAGACUCCACGAAAAGACGCAGCAGCCGCCAAAAUAACGCAUGCGGCGAAACCUCAACCAACUGCCACCUCUGGACGCAAGACCAGGUCAUCAGCCGCUUCUGCUGUUGUAGCAACCGAAGCCGCAGAAACCCAGGAAACUGUCGGCAACGAUGACGCCACAGUCGAGGUGGAGGCGGAGCCUGUUCCCGUGGAGCUUCUGUCUCAGCCAAUGGCCGAAGCAUCCGCUGCUCAGUCGGUAGAGAAAGUAGUGGUCACAAAGGGAAGUGACACAGAGGGUGCAUUACCGUCAUCUGGCCACAAGGUGUCAGUGUUGGAAAUUGCAGUGCCAGCGAACAAGGAAGGGGAAAGUGCUGGGUCAGAGAGCGAUAUGGAGACUACAGCUGAAAAACCUCCAGAGGUAGACGGGAGCGAGGAGAAGGCCCAGGCUGAAAAAGGUGCCUCAAUUCUGGGUACCGAGGCUCAGAAUGGAGCCUGUCCACUGGAGCUUGUUCGGACUGCUCCGUCUGCCCCAGCCAAGGAGCAAGACCUUCAUAAGACCCUAGAACUACAAGAGGGGGAGACAGUGUCCGGUCACCAGGUGCCCCAAUCACUUGUUGACAAAGUACCCGAAGAAGAAAAUGGCGGUUUCCAGAUACUCGACGAAACCGUGGAUGACAGAGAAGAGUACAGCCAAGACACUCAAGAACAGUCUGGAUCUCUAUCUCUGGGUUACCAGGCGACUGCAGCCUCCGAAUCUACGGGUUCCCAGGAGCUCCAAACUACUCUAGAGGAACGCCAAGACAUAUCCGAAGACGAAGAAGAAUCUGCUUUCCACAUACUGGACUCUGUAGAAGACACUGAAGACCGAAGAGAUUCUCUACCCAGAGAGAUGGAUACGAAGGAAGCUCUGGACAACCAUACUACUGAAUCUAAGGGUACCUCAAAACCCCAAAAAGAGGGUUACAAAACGGGUAAGGGUAAUAUGACACUUCAAAAGAAGGAUGGUAAGAAGAUACCCCAAACCCAUGAAAAGGUACAGACCCCCACAGUGGAGACAGAGUGGGGUACCCACAAAAAGACUAACCUUGUCACCUUGGAUGAGGUGAGUGAGGAAGAGGAGAAUUACCCUGACGACGCUGCCGAAGAGGAAGAGCUGAUGAAGAAACAGAAACUAGUGAAGGAGAAACAGCGAGAGAGGGAACGGGAGAAGGAGAGAGGGAAGGAGAGAAGGAGGAGUAGAGAGCGGGAGAGGAGCAAGGAGAGGUGGAGGGAGAGGGAGAGGGGGAGGGAGAGGGUCGGUGCGGAUACGGAAGGGUUGGUGACUCUGGACGAAAUUGGAGGAGAGGGGGAUGAGGGAGGAGAGGAGGGAGCGAGGGAUCGGGAGAGCGGAAUAACUGAGGCAGACCUUCAAGCAUUGGUCACUCUGGAUGAGAUCGUUGGCGAGGAAGGAGGGGAGGGGCCUAGCCCGGAGGCACACCCCUUCAGCCAGGAGGACGAAUCAGGAAACUCCUUCAACCCAGAGGUCAGGAAACAUCUACUGCUUUCUUUUUGUCUGCUUGGAUCUCGAUCUAUCUAUCUCUCUCACUCACUCUCUCUCUCCCUCUCUCUCUCUCUCUCUCUCUCACACAAACAUGCACUACAUCCACAUCCUUCAACCUCUCUCCUAUCAGACUCUGGUCAUCCUGGAUGAGGCUGGAGGUGAUGAUGAGAUGGAGGAAGAGCAGCCCCAGACGUUUCCUGAACCAGCACAGACCCAGCACACUGACAACACAGGUACAGGUGUCUGUUAGAACAGAGUGACUGUGUGUCUGUUAGAACAGAGUGACUGUGUCUGUUAGAACAGAGUGAAUGUGUGUCUGUUAGAACAGAGUGACUGUGUGUCUGUUAGAACAGAGUGACUGUGUCUGUUAGAACAGAGUGAAUGUGUGUCUGUUAGAACAGAGUGACUGUGUGUCUGUUAAAACAGAGUGACUGUGUCUGUUAGAACAGAGUGACUGUGUGUCUGUUAGAACAGAGUGACGGUGUGUCUGUUAGAACAGAGUGACUGUGUCUGUUAGAACAGAGUGACUGUGUCUGUUAGAACAGAGUGACUGUGUGUCUGUUAGAACAGAGUGACUGUGUGUCUGUUAGAACAGAGUGACUGUGUCUGUUAGAACAGAGUGACUGUGUCUGUUAGAACAGAGUGACUGUGUAUGUUAGAACAGAGUGACUAUGUGUGUCUGUUAGAACAGAGUGACUGUGUGUCUGUUAGAACAGAGUGAGUGUGUCUGUAAGAACAGAGUGACUGUGUGUCUGUUAGAACAGAGUGACUGUGUGUGUCUUAGAACAGAGUGACUGUGUGUGUCUGUUAGAACAGAGUGACUGUGUGUCUGUUAGAACAGAGUGACUGUGUGUGUCUUAGAACAGAGUGACUGUGUGUGUCUGUUAGAACAGAGUGACUGUGUGUCUGUUAGAACAGAGUGACUGUGUCUGUUAGAACAGAGUGACUGUGUGUCUGUUAGAACAGAGUGACUGUAUGUCUGUUAGAACAGAGUGACUGUGUGUCUGUUAGAACAGAGUGACUGUGUGUGUGUCAGAACAGAGUGACUGUGUGUGUCGGAACAGAGUGACUGUGUCUGUUAGAACAGAGUGACUGUGUGUCUGUUAGGACAGAGUGACUGUAUGUCUGUUAGAACAGAGUGACUAUGUGUCUGUUAGAACAGAGUGACUGUGUGUCUGUUAGAACAGAGUGACUGUGUGUCUGUUAGAACAGAGUGACUUUGUGUCUGUUAGAACAGAGUGACUGUGUCUGUUAGAACAGAGUGACUGUAUGUUAGAACAUAGUGACUAUGUGUGUCUGUUAGAACAGAGUGACUGUAUGUCUGUUAGAACAGAGUGAGUGUGUCUGUAAGAACAGAGUGAAUGUGUGUCUGUUAGAACAGAGUGACUGUGUGUGUCUUAGAACAGAGUGACCGUGUGUGUCUGUUAGAACAGAGUGACUGUGUGUCUGUUAGAACAGAGUGACUGUCUGUUAGAACAGAGUGACUCUGUGUCUGUUAGAACAGAGUGACUGUGUGUGUCUGUUAGAACAGAGUGACUGUGUGUGUCUGUUAGAACAGAGUGACUGUGUGUCUGUUAGAACAGAGUGACUGUGUGUGUCUGUUAGAACAGAGUGACUGUGUCUGUUAGAACAGAGUGACUGUGUGUCUGUUAGAACAGAGUGACUGUGUGUCUGUUAGAACAGAGUGACUGUGUCUGUUAGAACAGAGUGACUGUGUCUGUUAGAACAGAGUGACUGUGUAUGUUAGAACAGAGUGACUAUGUGUGUCUGUUAGAACAGAGUGACUGUGUGUCUGUUAGAACAGAGUGAGUGUGUCUGUAAGAACAGAGUGACUGUGUGUCUGUUAGAACAGAGUGACUGUGUGUGUCUGUUAGAACAGAGUGACUGUGUGUCUGUUAGAACAGAGUGACUGUGUGUGUCUUAGAACAGAGUGACUGUGUGUGUCUGUUAGAACAGAGUGACUGUGUGUCUGUUAGAACAGAGUGAUGUGGUCUGUUAGAACAGAGUGACUGGUGUCUGUUAGAACAGAGUGACUGUAUGUCUGUUAGAACAGAGUGACUGUGUGUCUGUUAGAACAGAGUGACUGUGUGUGUGUCGGAACAGAGUGACUGUGUGUGUCGGAACAGAGUGACUGUGUCUGUUAGAACAGAGUGACUGUGUGUCUGUUAGGACAGAGUGACUGUAUGUCUGUUAGAACAGAGUGACUAUGUGUCUGUUAGAACAGAGUGACUGUGUGUCUGUUAGAACAGAGUGACUGUGUGUCUGUUAGAACAGAGUGACUUUGUGUCUGUUAGAACAGAGUGACUUUGUGUCUGUUAGAACAGAGUGACUGUGUCUGUUAGAACAGAGUGACUGUGUCUGUUAGAACAGAGUGACUGUGUCUGUUAGAACAGAGUGACUGUGUCUGUUAGAACAGAGUGACUGUAUGUUAGAACAUAGUGACUAUGUGUGUCUGUUAGAACAGAGUGACUGUAUGUCUGUUAGAACAGAGUGAGUGUGUCUGUAAGAACAGAGUGAAUGUGUGUCUGUUAGAACAGAGUGACUGUGUGUGUCUUAGAACAGAGUGACCGUGUGUGUCUGUUAGAACAGAGUGACUGUGUGUCUGUUAGAACAGAGUGACUGUCUGUUAGAACAGAGUGACUCUGUGUCUGUUAGAACAGAGUGACUGUGUGUGUCUGUUAGAACAGAGUGACUGUGUGUGUCUGUUAGAACAGAGUGACUGUGUGUCUGUUAGAACAGAGUGACUGUGUGUGUCUGUUAGAACAGAGUGACUGUGUCUGUUAGAACAGAGUGACUGUGUGUAUGUUAGAACAGAGUGACUGUGUGUCUGUUAGAACAGAGUGACUGUGUCUGUUAGAACAGAGUGACUGUGUAUGUUAGAACAGAGUGACUAUGUGUGGUCUGUUAGAACAGAGUGACUGUGUGUCUGUUAGAACAGAGUGACUGUUGUGUCUGUUAGAACAGAGUGACUGUGUGUGUCUUAGAACAGAGUGACUGUGUGUCUGUUAGAACAGAGUGACUGUGUGUCUGUUAGAACAGAGUGACUGUUGUCUGUUAGAACAGGUGACUGUGUGUCUGUUAGAACAGAGUGACUGGUUUUCUGUUAGAACAGAGUGACUGUGUGUCUGUUAGAACAGAGUGACUGUGUGUCUGUUAGAACAGAGUGACUGUGUGUGUUGAACAGAGUGACUGUGGUCUGUUAGAACAUAGUGACUGUGUGUGUCUGUUAGAAACAGAGUGACUGUGUGUCUGUUAAAAGAGUGACUGUGUGUCUGUUAGAACAGAGUGACUGUGUGUCUGUUAGAACAGAGUGACUGUGUGUCUGUUUAGAACAGAGUGACUGUGUCUGUUAGAACAGAGUGACUGUGUGAUGUUAGAACAGAGUGCCUGUGUUGUUUAGAACAGAGUGACUGUGUGUAUGUUAGAACAGAGUGAUGUGUGUCUGUUAGAACCAGAUGACUGUGUGUCUGUAGAACAGAGUGACUGUGUGUGUCGACGGUGACUGUGUGUGAACAGAGUGACUGUGUGUGUCGUUAGAACAGAGUGACUGUGUGUGUCUGUUAGAACAGAGUGACUGUGGUGUCUGUUAGAACAGAGUGACUGUGUCUGUUAGAACAGAGUGACUGGGGUGUCUGUUAGAACAGAGUGACUGUGUGUCUGUUAGAACAGAGUGACUGUUGUGUGUCUGUUAGAACAGAUGUGACUGUGUGUCUGUUAGAACAGAGUGACUGUGGGUCGUUAGAACAGAGGGGACUGUGUUGUUGAGAACGAGUCGUGACGUGUGUGGGUCUGUUAGAAAGGUCUGUGGUGUGAGGUCUGUGUGUGUUGUUGAACAGGUGACUUUUGUGUGUGUGGCAGGGUGAUGUUUGUGCGUGUCUGUGUUGUUAGACUGCUCUGGUGUGUGGUGGUCUGCUCCUGUGUGUGGGUUUUCUGCUCCUGUGGUGUGUCUGCUCCUGUGUGUGUGUGUCUGCUCUUUGUGUUGUUGUGUGUCUGCUCCUGUGUUUGUGUGUGUCUGUCUAGUGUUGUUGUGUCUGUCCUUUUGUGGUGCUGGGUUGUCUGCCUUGUGUGUUUGUCUGCUCCUUUGUGUGUUGUCUGCUCCUGUGUGUGUGUUUUGCUGCUCCUGUGUGUUGUGUCUGCUCUGUUAGGAGUCCUGCUCCUGUGUGUUGUGUCUGCUCCUGUGUUGUAGUGUCUGCUCCUGUGUGUGUGUCUGUUGCAUCCUGUGUGGGGUGUGGUCUGAUCCUGUGGUGUGUGUGUGUUGUCUGCUCCUGUGGUGUGUGUCUGCUCCUGUGUGUGUGUGUCUGUCCGUGUGUGUGUGUGUCUGCUCCUUGUGUGUUGUCUCUCCUGUGUGUGUGUGUUGUCCUGUGUGUGUGUGUGUCUGCUCCUGUGUGUGUGUGUCUGCUCCUGUGUGUGUGUGUGUCUGCUCCUGUGUGUGUGUCGCUGUGUGUUGUCUGCUCCUGUGUGUGUGUGUGUCUGCUCCUGUGUGUGUGUGUCUGCUCCUGUGUGUGUGUGUGUGUCUGCUCCUGUGUGUGUGUGUCUGAUCCUGUGUGUGUGUGUGUGUCUGCUCCUGUGUGUGUCUGCUCCGUGUGUGUGUGUCUGCUCCUGUGUUGUGGUGUCUGCUCCUGUGUGUGUGUGUCUGCUCCUGUGUGUGGUGUGUGUCUGCUUCCUGUGUGUGUGUGUCUGUCGCUCUGUGUGUGUGUCUCUCCUGUGUGUGUGUGUUGUCCUGCUCCUGUGUGUGUGUGUGUCUGCUCCUGUGUUGUCUCUGUGGUUGUGUCUGCUCCUGUGUGUGUGUGUGCUCCUGUGUGUGUGUUGCUCCUUGUGGUGUUGUCUGCUCCUGGGUGUGUGUCUGCUCCUGUGUGUGGUGUUGUGUCUGCUCCUGUGUGGGUGGUGUCUCUCCUGUGUGUGUGUGUGUGUCUGCUCCUGUGUGUGUGUGUCUACUCCUGUGUGUGUGUGUCUGCUCCUGUGUGUGUCUGUCUGCUCCUGUGUGUGUGUGUCUGCUCCUGUGUGUCUGUCUGCUCCUGUGUGUGUGUGUCUGCUCCUGUGUGUGUGUGUGUCUGCUCCUGUGUGUGUGUGGUCUGCUCCUGUGUGUGUGUGUCUGCUCCUGUGUGUGUGUGUCUGCUCCGUGUGUGUUGUGUCUGCUCCUGUGUGUGUGUGUCUGCUCCUGUGUGUGUGUCUGCUCCUGUGUGUGUGUGUGUCUGCUCCUGUGUGUGUGUGUCUACUCCUGUGUGUGUGUGUGUGUCUGCCUGUGUGUGUGUCUGCUCCUGUGUGUGUUGUCGCUCCUGUGUGUGUGUCUGUCUGCUCUGUGUGUCUGUCUGCUCCUGUGUGUGUUGUCUGCUCCUGUGUGUGUGUGUGUGUCUGCUCCUGUGUGUGUCUGUCUGCUCCUGUGUGUGUCUGUCUGCUCCUGUGUGUGUGCUUUGUGUGGUCCUGCUCCUGUGUGGUGUGUGUGUGUCAUGCUCCUGUGUGUGGUGUGUCUGACUCCUGUGGUUUGUCUGUCUGCUCCUGUGUGUGUGUGUCUGGCUCCUUUGUGUGUGGUGUCUGCAUCCUGUGUGUGUGUGGCUGCUCCUGUGUGUGUGUGUCUGCUCCUGGGCUGUGUGUCUUUCUGCUCCUGUGUGUGUGUGGUUCUGCUCCUGGUGGUGUGUGCUCAUGUGGUCCCUGUGUCUGCUCCUGUGUGUGUUGUCUGCUCCUGUGUGGUGUGUGUAUGCUCCUGUGGGUGUGUGUCUGUCUGCUCCUGUGUGUGUGUGUCUGCUCCUGUGUGUGUGUGUCUGCUCCUGUGUGUGUGUGUGUCUGCUCCUGUGUGUGUGUGUGUCUGCUCCUGUGUGUUGUGUGUCUGCUCCUGUGGUGUGUGCUGUCCUUCAUCCUGUGUGUGUGUUGUGUCUGCUCACUGUGUGGUGUGUGUCUGCUCCUGUGUGGUUGUUGCUCACUGUGUGUUGUGUGUUUGACUCUGUGUUGUAUGGUAGUCGAAUGCUCCUGGUGUGUCGUGUCCUGCUCCUUGUGUGUGUGUCUGCUCCUGUGUGGUCUGUCUGCUCCUGUGUGUGUGUGUGUCUUGCUCCUGUUGUUGUGUGUCCUGCUUCCUGUGUGUAGUGGCCAUUUAGACUCCAUGGAGCCAAUUCACUCAUGGAGCCAUGACACUGGAGCCAAUACUCACUGGAGCCAAUCCACUACACUGUGAGCCAUUUCCAUAGACUCACUGGAGCCAAUCACACUCACUGGAGCCAAUUACACUCACUGGAGCCAAUUAGACUCACUGGAGCCAAUUACACUCACUGGAGCCAAUUACACUCACUGGAGCCAAUCACACUCACUGGAGCCAAUUACACUCACUGGAGCCAAUUACACUCACUGGAGCCAAUACACUCACUGGAGCCAAUUAGACUCACUGAGCAAUCACACUCACUGGAGCCAAUUACAACUCACUGGAGCCAAUACCUCACUGGAGCAAUCACACUACACUGGAGCCAUUCACACUACUGGAGCCAAUCACACGUCAUGACCAAUAACUCACUGGAGCCAUUACACUCACUGGAGCCAAUUACACUCAUGGAGCCAAUUACACUCACUGGAGCCAUGCUACUGAGCUUCAUCAGUGGAGCCAUUCGACUCACUGGGCUCAUAGCCUCAUCGGGAGCAAUACUCACUAGAGCCAAGGUUAACUCACUGGAGAUCUGACAUAGGCUUUAAAAUGGCUCUGUUAGUUUCUGGCUAGUGAUCUUGUGGAGUGUUUACAAGCUGCAUGUGAAAAAUGACUCCCGUAUGGUCUUUACACGCCUUACUCCCAUCAUCCGUAUAUUGCCCUCCUUCUUUGUUUGCCCUCCCUCUCUCUUCCCCCCUCCAUCUCGUCAGAAAUUUAUGAAGAUGAAAAUCAAAGGAGUUUAGCCAAGCCGCCUCCAAAUGACCCCUGACCUCACCCUGGAUCUGUCUCAAAUGUGACCAUUUUCCCAACAUAGUGCACUACUUUGGACCAGACUCCAUAGUGCUCUGGUUGAAAUGGAAUAGGGGGCCAUUUGGGACACAGACCACACACCAUAUAAUAUGACAGAGAUUUUAGUUUAAUGGAUUUGUUUGUUUGCUUUUUGGAUUUGAAUAUCAUUAAACUUCUGUUUAAUUUAACCAGAGAAACUCAGUCAGCAGAGACAAGACAUAAUGUAUGUAUAAGGAGAAAAUAAUAAAUUUGUUUUAUUAAAAACACUAUGUUGUCUGGUGGUCGGUCUUAAGAAGGGUGUCUGUUGGGGUGAAUGGCUUGAUGCAGGUUGUAGAUUGGUGUCUGUUGGGGUGAAUGGCUUGAUGCAGGUUGUAGAUUGGUGUAUGUUGGGGUGAAUGGCCUGCUAAGCGUUAUAAAUGUAACGAGUACUUUUGGGUGUCAGGGAAAUAUAUGGUGUAAAAAAUACAUAAUUUUCUUUAGGAAUGUAGUAAAGUAAAAGUAAAAGUUGUCUAAAAUAUAAAUAGUAAAGUACAGAUACCCCCCAAAAAAACUACUUAAGUAUUACUUUAAAGUAUUUUUACUUAAGGACUUUACACCACUGGUGCACAUCAUAGCAAAAUGUUUUGCGACGGCAAACAAAUCAUGAUCCUCCAUCACUGAAGAGGAAAUCAAUGAGGGGAGGAAACUAUACAGAGGAGCUUUUAGAGACAUCAACACCUGUUACUAGGACUGAGUACUGAUGAUAUAGCCGCUAUGAUGUAACAUAUCUGAGCAUAUCAGAUGUAAGGGGCUGAGGUCAAAUGUAGCGUUCCAUUGUUAAUACCUAUCCAAUCCUCUCAGAUUCACAGUAGCCUAGUGUCAAAGGCAGGAUUCUUCAAUUCUGGUCCUGGAGGGCCGAAACACCUCUGUUUUUCAUCCUCUCCUUCUAAUCAGGGGCUAAUUCAGACCUGGGACACCAGGUGAGUGCAAUUAACUACCAGGUAGAAAUAAAAAAAAACAGAAGUGUUUCGGCCCUCCAGGACCGGAAUUGAAGAACCCUGGUCUAAAGGGGUAAGGGGCCAGAGGUGGGUUAGGAAUAGACGGGCAUGCCUUCCAGUACACUGGGUCAAUCUAUUAAUAGCUGGAGGAUUGACAACUUGCACACACAUUCACGCGUACAAACUCCAUGUCUGAUGCCUCCAUGAAUGUUUUUUCUCCCAUUUGCACUUUAAGAGUUCACUUCCUUAAUUAGGGCCUGUUGCCUAGGCUACAGUAAACAGUUACGGUUGUCUGGGAAACGGCUAGCUAAACCUGAUCACCGCUUCCUCAGAUGGUUCUGAAAUUCUCCUAUAAUGUGCUCCAGAACUCCUGCAUGAGUUCUCUACGUUAGUCCCCCCUGGUCCCCCCCUGUGAUACAGUGGGGAGAACAAAUAUUUGAUACACUGCCGAUUUUGCAAAAAUCCAGAAAAUCACAUUGUAUGAUUUUUAAGUAAUUAAUUUGCAUUUUAUUGCAUGACAUUAGUAUUUGAUCACCUACCAACCAGUAAGAAUUCCGGCUCUCACAGACCUGUUAGUUUUUCUUUAAGAAGCCCUCCUGUUCCCCACUCAUUACCUGUAUUAACUGCACCUGUUUGAACUCGUUACCUGUAUAAAAGACACCUGUCCACACACUCAAUCAAACAGACUCCAACCUCUCCACAAUGGCCAAGACCAGAGAGCUGUGUAAGGACAUCAGGGAUAAAAUUGUAGACCUGCACAAGGCUGGGAUGGGCUACAGGACAAUAGGCAAGCAGCUUGGUGAGAAGGCAACAACUGUUGGCGCAAUUAUCACAAAAGCUCACAAUAUAUAACCUAUAUGCUUAUUAUGGACACAGUAUGCUUUACAUUAGUUAUCUUGUUGUUAUUAGUUGUUGUUAGUUGUUAAAAGUCCCAUCCUUCAGCUCCAUUCAACACCUCCCAUCUGUCUCUUAACACCAUCCAUAUUGGAUUUCUAUUUGCCAUAUAUUUUUCAACCGUACUGUGAUGUUUUACAAAAGUUCUGAACCUUUCUAUUCUCAUUGUUUCUACAGUUUGUGAAUUGAAAAUAAACAUCUUUGCUAAAAGUAUUAUUAUAUUAUUGAUCGAUUGACUAUGACUUUUCAGAUCACCCAGUAGUGCUAUCUGCAGUAGUGUUAAACACUAUUAUUGCAUGCAACUUAUUGUGUGACUUGUUAAGCCAAAUUUACUCCUGAACUUAUUUAGGCUUGCCAUAACAAAAGGUUGAAUACGUAUUGACUUAAGACCUUUCAGCUUUUCAUUUUUCAUUAAUUUGUAAAAAUGUUGAAAACGUAAUUCCACUUUGACAUUAUGGGGUAUUGUGUGUAGGCCAGUGACACAACAUGUCAAUUUAAUCAUAUUUUUAAUUCAGGCUGUAACACAACAAAAUGUGGAAAAAGUCAAUGGGUGUGAAUCCUUUCUGAAGGCACUGUAUAUCAGAAAAUAUUCAAACAUUCCAUUGAAACAAUGCAGUCAAUCCACAGUCAUACACUGGCUGAAAUCAGUUGAUGAUAGGACUAAGUUGUAAAUGCAACAAGCACUGAUAAUGUAUCAUAUGACAGCACUCACAGCUUUCCAAGAAAACAAACACGUUGACAUUUAUGGUCUGUUUACACUGAGUUUAAAACAUACCUGCUCUUUCCAUGAUAUAGACUGACCAGGUGAAUCCAUGGGCUCUUAUUGAUGUCACCAGUUAAAUCCACUUCAAUCAGUGUAGAUGGAGGGGAGGAGACGGGUUAAAGAAGGAUUUUAAAGCCUUGAGACAUGGAUUGUGUAUGUGUCCAAUUCAGAGGGUGAAUGGGCAAGACAAAAGAUUUCAGUGCCUUUGAACGGGGUAUGGUAGUAGGUGCCAGGCGCACCGGUUUGUGUCAAGAACUGCAACGCUGCUGGGUUUUUUCACGCUCAACAGUUUCCCGUGUGUAUCAAGAAUGGACCACCACCCAAAGGACAUCCAGCCAACUUGACACAACUGUAGGAAGCAUUUUAGUCAACAUGGGCCAGCAUCCCUGUGGAAUGCUUUCAGCACCUUGUAGAGUCCAUGCCCCGACGAAUUGAGGCUGUUCCGAGGGCAAGGGGGGGGGGGAAGGUGUAUAUUAUUACAUAUAAAUGGUAUAGAACCCAUAUAAAUGGUAUUUAUAAUUAUAUGACAAUAUUUUAGAUUCUAUUACACAAUUUCUGAUAUAUGACAUGCCUUUUAUUUUCCUGCGUUAGUAAAAUCAUUGAUUCCAAUUAGACUGGUUUGGAUUUCUCCCUGACCAAUAUGGCUGCCAUUUUCACCCCCCCAUUCUGGAACUUUGAGGGUUGAUGACAUUUCCCCUCUAGUGUUUAACAGGAUAUCUAUGGUUUUAGCUAGCCACCGUCGCCAUGACAUCACCUACAAGCGUGAUGGGGGAUUUCUAUUGGAGAAUCAGUUUCUGCAUAUCUUCACACUGUACUGUCAUGACAUGCUCUUGUUGUGGUUAUUCUGACCAAACAUAAUAGCUUAGCCUUUAGCAUUAGACACGUCUCAUGGAAAAGCUGGCCUGGAAUAAGACAGUUUGUUUUAGUUUGCUGUUGCAGUUUUUAGGCAGCUAGGUGGCGCCCACUGCUUGACUGAGGCUAUGGAAGAGCAAGAGGAAGAGAGAGGAAAAAGUGAUAGGAGGAAAUGUAGAGAUUUCCUUUGGGCCCGCAGGGUGUGACCCUGGAGCUGGGGGGUAGUCCUAAGAUA
Messenger RNA from Coregonus sp. 'balchen', 14360 nucleotides. The record is from the annotation of a GenBank genome assembly. NCBI's taxonomy places the organism in Eukaryota, Metazoa, Chordata, Actinopteri, Salmoniformes, Salmonidae.